CGCGUGUAUUGUGAUUUCAAUUUAAUAAUCCGUCUGCCUUCCAUAAAUUUUAAAUUAAUACUUUCUGAUAAUGUGUAUUAUACCUCAUAAAGCAACAGUCCGUAAGAUGAUUAUAAAUAAAGGUGGUGUCAUAAAUAAAGUAAUUUUUACUAAAUCGCCUCCUCAUAAAAGUGUGCCGAAAAAAAACACCAAUAAAAGAUGUUACAGUUGCCAUUCUUUUGGCCAUUUAUCAAUAAAUUGCUACAAAAAAAAAGCACUAAAUAAAAAAAAUAAUUCUACAAAAUGGUGCAAUUAUUGCCAAAAAAUGUCAAAACACACACCAGAAAAAUGUUGGUAUAAAAAUAAAAAAAAUACCAAGGGAAAAAAUAAAAUAUUUUAUAAAUAUUAUUUUGUGAUAUAUUAAUAAUAUUAAUUAAUUAA
This is a messenger RNA of Daktulosphaira vitifoliae (grape phylloxera), 420 nucleotides long. RefSeq lists its product as uncharacterized. Bases 71 to 403 code for a protein of 110 amino acids. NCBI's taxonomy places the organism in Eukaryota, Metazoa, Arthropoda, Insecta, Hemiptera, Phylloxeridae. The record is from RefSeq and is a predicted model, not a curated record. The transcript has 4 exons.